This is a messenger RNA of Colletotrichum scovillei, 1074 nucleotides long. Its product is annotated as cellulase. The record is from RefSeq and is a predicted model, not a curated record. Gene Ontology annotation, molecular function: hydrolase activity, hydrolyzing O-glycosyl compounds. The coding region runs from base 1 to 1074 and encodes 357 amino acids. The transcript is spliced from 4 exons. Gene Ontology annotation, biological process: glucan catabolic process. Lineage: Eukaryota; Fungi; Ascomycota; Sordariomycetes; Glomerellales; Glomerellaceae.
AUGAAGUAUCUUGUAUCUUUCGGGGCCCUCAUCGGCGCCGUCGCUGCACAGGCGCCAUUCGGCUCAGUAUGCACUGCUACGAACCAAUGGUACAGCCAGUGUCUCCCCGGAACGGCCGCGCCUUCGGUUACGACGACUCUUGUCACGAAGACAACUUCCACAGCAAAGUCCACCGCCACGGCGACCUCUCCUCCUGCCGACUCUCUCGGCUGGAAGUGGUUCGGUGUCAAUGAGGCUGGUGGUGAAUUCGGAGAGAAGACGCUGCCUGGCACAUGGGGCACCGAGUUCAUCUUCCCCGAUCCGUCUACCAUUACUACUCUUCGAGGCCAAGGAUACAACACAUUCCGCGUCCAGUUCAAGAUGGAGCGCAUGACUCCCAACUCUCUGACGGCAGGCUUCAACACCGCAUAUCUGGCAAACCUCACAACCGUUGUCAAUCAUAUCACCUCAAGCGGAGGCUGGGCUGUGUUAGACCCCCACAACUACGGACGAUUCUACGACAACAUUAUCACUGAUACUGGUGCUUUCCAAACGUGGUGGAAGAACUUUGCCACCCAGUUCAAGAACAACGAUCACGUUAUCUUCGAUACCAACAACGAGUAUAACACCAUGGACCAGACGCUUGUGCUCAACCUGAACCAGGCCGCAAUCAACGGUAUCCGUGCGGCAGGAGCAACCCAGUACAUUUUCGUCGAAGGGAACCAGUGGUCCGGUGCCUGGUCGUGGGUCACUGUGAAUGAUAACAUGAAGGCCCUCACCGACCCUCUGAACAAGAUCGUCUACGAAAUGCACCAGUACCUCGACUCAGACAGCUCUGGCACGUCAACAGCGUGUGUAUCAACUACUAUCGGCGUCGAAAGAGUCACUGCUGCCACGAAUUGGCUGCGUCAGAACGGCAAGAUCGGUAUCUUGGGCGAGUUCGCGGGCGGAGCCAACUCCCAGUGCCAGACCGCCAUCAAGGGUCUCUGGUGGGCUGCCGGCCCAUGGUGGGGUGAUUAUAUCUACAGUUUCGAGCCUCCCUCCGGCACAGGUUACACGUACUACAACUCCUUGUUGAAGGGGUAUGUUGCGUGA